GCGUCGUACGGCGUCGGUGUGUUUUGGCCUUUAGUGAUGAUGAUUGGCUUAGGGAAAGUAAAAUUUCAUCAUAAACCAAUCAGAGGCAGGCACACAAGCAGGGUUGUCAGGUCCGUGACUUUGGGUUCUAGGGGGGUGUCCAGGCAAUUGAGAGGGACCCAGCUGCAGACAAGAUGGCGGACAAGGGAUGGAAUGGAUAUCCACAGUCCAUACCGGAAGUCACAGCGGAAGUUGGUCUGUGUAUUAUUUGCCGAAGAAGAAGAAGAAGAAGAAGAAGACAACAACGACGGAUAAGACAAAGACUAAGAGAAGAUUGCGAACAAUAUACGCACAGAUGCACCCCCUCUAUAUUGAGUGACGAAGCCAGUCUGGGGCACACAACCCUUUCACCAUCCGUGUUUGGGCGUCCUCUCUGCCCCAAAUUUAAAACCACAAAUGAGAGCGCGAUCCAGAGGCACCUGAAAAACCAUACGGAAAAUACAGUUCAUUUCCAUGGUAUGUUAAUGAGAAGUAUCUGUUUGAGAUCAUAUACUUCUACAUGUAACAGUAUUGUUUAAUGAUGUUUGUUUGGGACAAAACAAGACAUUUUAGGUUGCAUCUUGGGAUUUGGCAAACAGUGGUUGACAUUUUAUACCAUUUUCUUACAUUUUUUAGAUCAAACAAAUAAAUCAUUUUACUGUUUUUCCAUUUUUUCUCUACUCUACUGAGAUUGAUAUGGAUAUCUGGAAUAAAAACUUGUUCACAAAAAAGAGAACUCCAAGUCUACUUCUUUAUGUUGCCAGUACAAUAGUGUAAUAUUGUGUUUACCUGUGUUCCUGAAAUAAUAGAAUACAUCUGACAAUAUGACAAUCUAAUUAUUACAUUCAUUUAAUAGUUUAAAGCCCCUACAAGGAACUUUUAUUUUGAGUUGAUUUUGGCGACCCUGUGGACAAAAGCGGUAGUGUUUUGCCGGAAUGAAGCCUAAAUUUCCCAUGAGCUCUAGCGCAUAUUGUCGUAAAGACGCCUACCUGGCUCGCGCGUAUGUUUGUUUUGGGGAUGAAUGAAACAACAAGACAGGAAAACUUUGCCCCCGCUCCUAUCGGGGAUCCCAGCUCACCUCUGCCGUGCCCCAGCUCCACCUCUCCGGCGUAAGCGCCACCGCCCCCGGGGUAAACGCAGCAGUUGGCUGGUAAGGAUGAAAGCCUGUUUGGUGAGCACUUCCACAGCUUCUUGGACUGAGUAUGGAGCGGUGCCUCGCCUCUUUAUUUCUCGGCACUCGCUGGACCCUGUCGACGCCUGGCUGGUACCUGUCGUCGGCCCGGAUGAGGUGUUCCAGCCCCGCGGCCCCUGCUCUCCUCGUCCCCGCUGGCGCGGGGUGAAUCUGCGCAACCUGCGGCCUCUGUGUGUGGCUCCCCGGACAGCUAACGCCGUGGACCCGCCGGCUCCUGCCAGGAUUGGGCUGGUAAAUGCUAGAUCGCUAGCGAACAAAACGUUUAUCCUGAAGGAUUUCCUGACUUCCCGAGGAUUGGAUUUUCUCUGUGUGACUGAGACGUGGCUGACUGUUGUGGAGCAUGCCACAGCUGUGUUCAGAGUUCUACCACUGCUCUUCCCAUCCAGCACCGCACCUCCUAAGAAGCUGGGCGCCAGCAGAGAGGCUCUAUUCCAUGUCCUUACGACUUCUGAAGACCCAUAUUGUCUCCUGCGCCAGCGGCCUCUGUCUUGUCCAUUUGUGCUCCUCUCUGAAGACAACUGCAUGAUUGCUGUGGGAAGCACACCAGUGACCACAUUUGACAGGGAGGACCUUUGUGAGGGACUGCUCUAUAUCAUGGCAUAUUAUUAUGCCUUCCACCUCACCUACCCCAAGUGUAUUUCCACACUGCUAUCUGUGUUGCAAACUGAAAUUCUCCAAGAUUCCAUCCAUGACCAAGAUUUAGCCCCCUCGUAUAAAAAAGCCCUUGCUGAGUGGAAGUCAUUCAUUGGGUGAGUCUUCCUCUCGGGGUCCAUCUGUUGUUUUCUUCUGGUCUCUUAUGAAGAAAAUGGUUGUCAAAUGUUAAUGCAUCUGUUUGUUCUUGUUUUUCUGGGCAACUGUGUGAACCAGCAACAUGAAUGUUGUUGAUUUUGCAUGCAGCUGGACAUUGGAUGUUGUACUAUUAUUACACUGUUCAAUAACUGCAAUAUUCCCUUUUUGGCAAUGUUAUGUAGUACUCUGUUAAAAUAACUGAAAUGUGCAGUGGCAAUGUUAUACAGUACUCUGUUACAAUAGCACAAACAUGCACUUUCUGAGAGUUUGGCGGUGUUUAGUACUCUGUUAAAAUAACUGAAAUAUGCCCUUUUUAGCAGUGGCAAUGUUAUACAGUACUGUAUUACAAUAACACAAACAUGCACUUUCUGAGAGUGGCAGCCAAGAUGUUAAAAAUUAUGCCUUUGGAAUAGAUUGGAGUUUUGCCUAUUUCUGCUGUUCUCAUUGCUCUAAUAAAAAAGCAAAACAGCA
This is a messenger RNA of Epinephelus moara (kelp grouper), 2470 nucleotides long. RefSeq lists its product as uncharacterized. Bases 1040 to 1963 code for a protein of 307 amino acids. NCBI's taxonomy places the organism in Eukaryota, Metazoa, Chordata, Actinopteri, Perciformes, Serranidae. The record is from RefSeq and is a predicted model, not a curated record. The transcript is spliced from 5 exons.